GGUGGAGUUAGCUGCUCUUCUUUUGUGUUCUCGUCAUUCGGAAGUGUGCACACACGCAUUUUUCGCUGCUGCUCCCGUACCCAGAGCUAGGCGAAUCUCGUGUUAUUUCCUCCAGAAAAAGAGGUACCUGUAACCGUGUUUCCUGUUUCUCACUGAUAGUGUGAAUCUAGUGAUCGGUCCAGUGCUUCCGUCCGUGGUGAAAGAAGGCUAUCGGUUUUUUCUCGACCACCGCAGCACUGUUCCUAGCAACUGCGACAUUUCCGUCGACCGUAGAAUAAGUACAUAAUGACAGGAACCGAGAAAAAUGCAGCGAAAGCCGUCGAAUCGGCCUCCGAUGGGGAAGAUCAGAUGCCAGACUUCCUGGACGAUCCGGCCUAUAUGAGUUCGGCAUCGCGUCGGAUGAUGAUGAAGGAGGUGAUUAAGGCACUACCUGAUAAGGUCCAGCACCGAAUCAACGCCCUGAAGCAUCUACAGCAAAAGUAUCUGAAGCUGGAGGCAAAAUUCUUCGAGGAGGUGUACGCUCUGGAAUGUAAAUAUCAGGAGCUGUACCAACCGUUGGUUGAUCGUAGGAAAGCGGUUAUCACGGGAGAAUCGGAGCUGGAAGACGGCGAAGCGGAGUGGGUGGAUGAGAGCGACGAUGAGGACAAUGAGGUCGACUGCGAAGUAACGGAGCGCUUCAAGAAGAUGGCAUUGAACUAUAAGAAUCAGCACUCGAAAAUCCUCAAGGAAGGGCAUGGUAUCCCGGCCUUUUGGUUGACCGUGUUCAAGAACACCCAGACGAUGGCCGAUAUGAUUCAACCCCACGACGAGCCGGUGCUGGCGCAUUUAACAAACGUUAACAUCGUGUACAAGACUGACCCGAUGAGCUACGUGCUGGAAUUUCACUUCUCGACCAAUCCUUUCUUCAAAGACACGGUGCUGACUAAGCAGUAUUUCAUGCGGUGCCAGGUCGAUCAGGAGGAACCGUUUAGUUUCGAGGGUCCCGAGAUUUACAAGUGCACCGGCUGCACGAUCCAGUGGAACCCGAGCAAGAACGUGACGGUGAAGACUAUCAAGAAGCAGCAGAAGCACAAGCAGCGCGGAGUCAUACGUACACUGACCAAGACGCUUCCGAACGAUUCGUUCUUCAACUUCUUCAAUCCGCCGCAGGUGCAGGAUGACGAAAAGAACGUGGAUGACGAAACGCAGAUGCUGCUGGCAUCUGACUUUGAGAUUGGCCACUUCCUACGGGCCCGUAUCAUCCCGAAGGCCAUCCUGUACUACACCGGCGAGGUGAUGGACGAAGAUGAUGACGGUGAAGAGGAAGAGGAAGAAGAAGAGGAGGAGGACGAGGAGGAAAUGGAAGAGGAAGAAGGUGAAGAGGAGGAGGAGGAAGAAGAGCGACCCCCGGCGGCUAAGGCCCGGAAAGAGCGAGGUGGUCGUGGGGGUGGCGGCGGCGGCGGAAAGAAAAAGGAAGGACAAACGCAAGCGGAAUGCCAACAGCAGUAGGGGAAUCAAUAUCCUUAUUAUUUGCGUUUCAGUCUAUAUUUUGAAGAAGUUUUUCGUCGUGUUCUAUAUCCACACAUACCGACACAUACACACUCAAACACACACACAUGUACGCAUAUAUAUGAAUGAAUGCAUAUUAAUAUAAAUGACACAAUGUUGCGGAUUGCUCCUUCCGCGAAUUGAUGUUGAUCCUGCUGCUAGCUCGGUACGGAAGAAACGAAACGAUCAGUUGAUGCCGUCGCAAAUCAAUUCCUAACACUUACACGUUUGGUUCGGCAUUUGGAACCACGAAAUUAACCCUCCUUCUGGCGUAACACAGCAACGCAUGUGGGUGCCUGUCUGCCAGUCAGCCAGACAAAUUAUGGAAACUCUGUUAUGUCUCUUCUCUUUUCGUUAUUUUCUACAUCGACAUCUCAAUUCGAAUUCCAAGAAAUAAUCAAAUGAGCAGUUCACUGUAUUUCUUAGGAUUAUUAUAAUUUUCUAAUAAAAAUGUGAUUGGAAAAAUUU
This is a messenger RNA of Topomyia yanbarensis, 1995 nucleotides long. RefSeq names its product nucleosome assembly protein 1-like 4. The coding region runs from base 286 to 1488 and encodes 400 amino acids. Gene Ontology annotation, biological process: nucleosome assembly. Gene Ontology annotation, molecular function: chromatin binding; histone binding. The transcript is spliced from 3 exons. Gene Ontology annotation, cellular component: chromatin; nucleus. The record is from RefSeq and is a predicted model, not a curated record. Lineage: Eukaryota; Metazoa; Arthropoda; Insecta; Diptera; Culicidae.